Macadamia integrifolia is the source of this 2238-nucleotide messenger RNA. RefSeq lists its product as uncharacterized. The transcript has 7 exons. NCBI's taxonomy places the organism in Eukaryota, Viridiplantae, Streptophyta, Magnoliopsida, Proteales, Proteaceae. The record is from RefSeq and is a predicted model, not a curated record. The coding region runs from base 1471 to 2142 and encodes 223 amino acids.
CAGCGAGUAUAAUGGUGCCAUAAGUAUCAGAUGAUCAAAAUAACCUUGGAGUGUGUGCCUGAAUGAUCUCAGUCAUACAAUGCUCACUACAUCUCACUGCAAAGAAUAAUUGUUGCCCCCUCUCCUUCCCUUUCUUGUUGCUUCUUUCUCAUCAUUUCAACCAUCUAUUUCCCUCUUCUAUUUAUCAAUCUGUCAAUAAUAUGGCAACAAUGCAAAUAAACAGAGGCGGUGAGUGGAAGGAAAGUUGCCAUAGGAAUCUCUUUCUUUGCCCACCCCCUUGGGCGCCGGUGGCUCCCAGAUCUCCUCGUAUCUUCGGUGGUCCAUCCACUGCCCCUUAGACUUCUCUCUUCUGCGGCUUGGGUCUCGGAGGAACCAAGCAUAGCUGCAGAUCGGCAAGUGGUUAUCUAUCACUCCAGAACUCAGCAAGCCCUUCGCCGCCGGUCCUCCAAAACUCGCCGCCCCCAUGUUCCUAGCCGUACGUUCAAGCUCCCCUGACAUCAACCGAGGAAUCCUUCCUCUGCGGCUCUGCCGGUGACUGAGGGCCUUUGAACAAGACCCCACCCUCACCCCUCAAACGGGCCAUGGUUUGGUCACGUGGGUGAGAUUUUUAACAACCCAAAGGACAAUAUGGAAUGGUCCAGUCGUGACUCGUGAGCCAUCUUCUUCUCCUGUGAUUGAAUCGAUUUCCAUCUUAGGAGCUCCGCCCCGAGAUACUGUGGUCGGUUCCUCCCUUUAUCCCGGCACCUCCAUCCCCCUUCCUCUUCGGGGCGAAAAGGGUUUUGCCAAGAGCUUUUGCCAAUCCAAAGGUUAGAACGGCCCUCCGGUCGAUGCUGCUGACCCCAGCAAGGGGCACAACACAAGAGUGCUCCUGAAAACAUUCUCUACAUUGAGUGCGGCCACGCAGUGAGCAGAUAGCUGAGACAACAUCGAGGUGUGUGCCCAGAUAUUCUCAACCAUUUUAUGCUUACCAUGCGACCGCACCUACUGCAGAGAAUAACCGCUCGCUCUCACAAAUUUGAUCGCAAGGGCUAGCUCUGCCCCAAUCUCGGUGCCAUCAUUGCCGUGAGCUCCUGCAUAUUGGGCUUAUUUUGAUCUUCUAGAGGUUUUGAGUUUUGUUUUCCAUUUGUAUCAUCUUCCGAUUUCCCUAGAUUUACGGAGGUGCAAGGGUAGGACAUUGUUUUUGUUGUGAAGUUUUCUCCAUUUUCUUGGAUAGGCCAUUGGUUUUUUUGUGAAGUUUUCUCCAUUUUCUUCUUAAUUUAUCCUUCUUCGUUCUUUGUUAUUCUUUCAUCUAUCUUUCUUUCCUUGCAUAUUCCAUCGUGCUUCCCUCUUUCCCUCCAGGAAUCCUCCAUGCUCUUAAAUGACAUAUGGUGUUUAUAAGGAGAGUUGAUGUUUCAUAUAGCCACACUGGAUGGGGGUUUUUCAACAAAAACACUGGAUAGGGUUGGGGCUUGAUCUUAUUUUUACUAUAAAAUGCCCAAAUCCAACCUAAAGGAGAUCAUACUUUUAUAUAUCAUGCCUUCAACAAACAGCAUAACUCAACCUUCUGACAACAACUCAGGUAUGUCAGGUAAUCAAACUGAGAACCCUAUCUUAAGGAGGCCAGAUUCAGUUCUUCCAUUGGCUUCACGUCACCAAUAUCCAGAGAGAACUUCUGACAUUGAGAAAGGUUCAGCUGAACUUGUUUUAUUGGCUUUGAACACGACAAGAAGCGAGGAGCCUAAUACAACUACUGAAAAUUCUGAUCAACAAAUAAGUCAUGCCAAUGCCAUACAACUGGGGAACUCUCAAGUGAAUCCUUUAGAACAUCACAUUUCUGAGCGAGAAGAAGUUGAUCGCAAGACAACUACAACGACUGUUGCAGGUGUGGCGAUUGGAGUCUCAGUAGCAGGGGUAUUUGGUAUUGGGCAACUGUUUCGUGGGAAGCAAGUCACCCAUCGUUCACCUCUCUGCCUUUUAACAGCCUCACUGUUGUUGAUGUUCACAUCUUUCAUUACUGGAAUGUUCCUAUUUGUAUUCUCAAGAACCCAGAGGAGCUUCCAGAACAUGUCUCGCAUCAUUCAAUUUCUCCUCUGGUCCGCAGCAAUUUCAACCACAUUGGGUGUACUCAUGGUAGCCCUGUAUAUAGGUUUGGAAGGACUGUGAAUCUCUAAAUCAGAAUGUAUUCAAUAAAUCUCAAUACGGAUAUAUAUAUUUUCAUAUGUGUUAAAUAUUAAAACAAAAGCUUGAUUUAAAGCUCUA